This is a messenger RNA of Aspergillus brunneoviolaceus CBS 621.78, 559 nucleotides long. RefSeq lists its product as uncharacterized. The transcript is spliced from 3 exons. Bases 88 to 441 code for a protein of 117 amino acids. Lineage: Eukaryota; Fungi; Ascomycota; Eurotiomycetes; Eurotiales; Aspergillaceae. The record is from RefSeq and is a predicted model, not a curated record.
AAGGUGAGAAAGGACGCAUGUUUCUGAUCCCAUGCACUCUCAUUCAAUAUGGCCAGUGAGCCCGUCUGUGUCGCUUAGUCGGCGACGAUGCGAUGCAGCACUGGGGUCGACCGUUGCCUAGAAGCGGAGCCCUAUGAUGUCGUUGUUGUCGUGAGCUGGUGUUGUUCGUGUUGCUCCUUUUUUUCUUUUCUCUCUUUCAUCACCCCCUGUAGCUAUCUCUUUCUCGUGAAUAUCCUUUCAUGGUGUCCUUUGGUGGUGAACCAACAACACACUUCAGAUCCAUACUCUAGGUCUGACUUGCAAGACCUCUUAGAGUUCAGUAUGCGGUCCCUCGAAGAAACCGCUCUCGAGACCUGCUUCAACCACGAGCUGGCUCUAGCAGGAAUAGCUCCCGCUCUAGCCACCCACAAUACCAAGUCCUUCUCCCAUCCUUCAGGAUGAAGGGAAAGGGUUCAACACCCUAAUUAACCCUCUUUCUAGAGGACAAGCUCACUCCCUUCCUCAAGCUAGGCCCUGGCUGGACCAAGGCUGGGAACCGCCCAAAGUAUCCAAACUUCCC